UGUCUGUUUAUUGUGUUGACUUGGACUGAGACGAUGGGACAGACUUCUACUACCCCUCUUUCCCUCACGAAGGACCACUUCAAAGAAAUUAAGGAGCACGCUCAUAACCUAAGUUUAGAAAUUAAAAAGACUAAGUUCAUCACCCUCUGUAGCUCAGAGUGGCCCACCCUUGGGGUAGGAUGGCCCCCUGAGGGAACUUUUGAUUUACAGGUUGUACGCAGGGUUCGUAAAACCAUCCUUCAUCCUCACCAGGUUCCCUACAUUGCCACUUGGGAGAGUUCAAUCUGUAACCCACCCCCAUGGGUUAAGCUCUUUUUGCCUCCACAGAAACAACAGCCAAAGGUAAUCCUGACAGCCUGUGAAAAGACUCCCAAAGGGCGCGACAACAAAAGGCAAACCGAAAUCAAGCCAAUCAUGCCACUUUACCCGGUCCUCCAAGGAGGGACUGAAGAAGAUCUUAUUUUCCCUCCCCCUUACUCUCUCUCUCUUCCCCCACAACAGCAGGUUGAAAGACAUGACCCGGCCCCAGCUGGGGCUGGGGAAGGAGGGCCGGCCCUGGGUGCUGGCAACCAUGAUGGCCCUGCCCAGAAUACUCGCCACCAGUGGCCCCCUGACGAACAUGGUAACCAGCCUCACCAUUACUGGCCCUUUGCCACCAGUGAUCUUUAUAACUGGCACCGUCAACACACCAACUUCUCUGAUAACCCUAGAGAUUUGAUUAACCUGUUAGAAACUGUUUUGUUCACUCAUCAGCCCACUUGGGAUGACUGUCAACAGCUCCUUCAGGUUCUGUUCACCACCGAGGAAGGAGAGAGGAUCCAGAAUGAGGCCAGGAAAUUGGUUCCUGGUGACAGUGGUCAACCCACCACCAAUGCUGACACUAUCAACACUUCUUUUCCUCUGUCCCGACCCAACUGGGACUUCAACAUGGCAGAAGGUAAGGAGAGGCUUCAGGUCUAUUGCCAGGCUCUGCUGGGAGGUCUCAAAGCAGCGGCGUGGAAGCCCACCAAUUUGGCUAAGGUAGGGGAUGUGCAACAAAAGUUAGAUGAAAGCCCUGCUGCUUUCUUAGAAAGAAUUCAGGAAGCCUUCUGUAGGUAUACUCCUAUGGACCCAGAAGCAAUUGAGACAGAGGCAGCUGUAGACAUUAAGAGAAAGUUACAGAAAAUAGAUAGGUUAGGAGAGAAAAGUAUUCAGGACUUAGUGACAGUGGCGGAGAAAGUGUAUAACAAUAGAGAAACCACAGAGGAGAAAAGGGAAAGAGCUGAUGACCGCCAGACCUGAAACUUAGCUUGGAUUCUUCUGGCUGUCACUGUGGGAGAACAAAAGGAACAUGAACGUAGACUAAGAAAGAUUGUGGUGGAAGGAGAAGGCAAGGGGAGAUGCAGGGAGUGUCCCCAGUUAGGGAAAAAUCAAUGUGCUCAUUGCAAAGAAGAAGGCCACUGGGCCAAGGAGUGCCCCAAAAAGAAACAACAGGAGGGUCACCCCAAGGCCCCCAUCCUGGCUGUGGGUGAACUAAGUGACUAGGGGGGAUGGGGUUCAGUACCCCUCCCUGAGCCCAGGGUAACCCUAAAAGUGGAGGGGAAACCUGUCAAGUUCCUAGUGGAUACAGGAGCCCAACAUUCAGUCCUACUUGAACCAUAUGGCCAUGUUUCUGAUAAAACCUCCUGGGUUCAAGGAGCUACAGGCAUGAAAAAGUAUUCAUGGACUACCUGAAGAACAGUGGACUUGGGAGUGGGCCGGGUAACUCACUCAUUCAUGAUUAUACCAGACUGCCCCUAUCCCUUAUUGGGAAGAGACUUGCUCACUAAAUUAGGAGCCCAAAUUCAUUUUCAACCCAGAGGCACAGAAGUCCUUAAUCAGGAGGGAAAGCCCAUCCAGGUGUUAACCAUAAGCUUAGAAGAUGAAUAUCUGCUACAUCAGAAAGGGGCCCCUCCUGAUCCUGACAUGGAACAAUGGCUCGCCAUGUUCCUGCAAGCAUGGGCAGAGACUGGGGGCAUGGGACUGGCUGCACACAGAGCACCAGUGUUUGUAGAGAUAAAACUGGGAGCAGACCCUGUGUGGGUCCGCCAAUACUCUAUGCCCCUAGAGGCCCAUAAGGGAAUAACUCCACACAUCAGAAGGUUGCUCGUUCAGGGGAUUCUAAGGCCUUGUCAAUCAGCCUGGAACACCCCCUUGUUGCUGGUGCAGAAACCUCAUUCAAAUGACUAUUGGCCAGUGCAGGACCUCUGUGAGGUAAACAAGAGGGUUAUGGAUAUCCACCCUAUGGUGCCUAAUCCAUACACCCUUCUGAGUUCACUCCCCCCAAGCCAUCAAUGAUACACAGUCUUGGAUCUCAAAGAUGCCUUCUUUAGCCUUCCGCUGGCACCCAAAAGCCAACACAUCUUUGCAUUUGAAUGAAGUGACCCGGAACAAGGCCUCAACGGACAGCUGACAUGGACCCGAUUACCUCAAGGGUUCAAGAAUUCUCCCACCAUCUUUGAUGAGGCCCUACAUGAAGACCUGGGUGAGUUUCGCCUCCAAAACCCCCAAUUGACUCUGUUACAAUAUGUAGAUGAUCUCCUCAUAGCAGCUGAGAUGUGGGAAAACUGCCUAAAUGGAACCAAGAAACUCUUGACGGUCAUAGGGGAACUGGGGUACUGGGCAUCCACCAAAAAGGCCCAGAUCUGCAAACCCGAGGUAAGCUACUUGGAGUAUAUGCUUAAAGAGGGGCAAAGAUGGCUGUUGGAUGCUAGAAAAGAGACAGUUCUUAAAAUACCCAAGCCAGAUUCCCCUCGGAAAGUUAGAGAGUUCUUGGGAUCGGCUGGCUUCUGCCGCUUAUGGAUACUGGGGUUCGCGGAGCUCGCGAGGUCUCUUUAUGACGCAACUAAAGACAAUCAGGCCCAUCAAUGGACAGAAAAACUACAAAAGUCCUUCAACCAAGUUAAGACAGCCUUGUUGUUGGCACCGGCCUUGGGCUUGCCCGAUUUUACUAAGCCCUUCCACCUUUACAUUGAUGAAAACAAAGGAGUUGCCAAGGGCAUCCUAGUCCAGUAUCUAGGGCCAUGGUGCCGCCCAGUGGCGUACCUGUCAAAAAGACUCAAUCCAAUUGCGUCAGGAUGGCCCCCAUGUUUAAGAAUGAUUGCUGCAGUGGCCCUGAUGGUCAAAGAUGCUGACAAGUUAACAUUGGGCCAAGAACUGUAUGUAACCACCCCUCACGCUAUUGAGGGAGUCCUGAAACAGCCUCCAGAUCGAUGGCUCAGUAACGCCCACCUGACCCACUACCAGAGCUUACUCCUAAAUCCAGCCCGAGUUGUUUUUCAGAACCCAGCUGCCUUAAACCCGGCCACAUUGUUGCCAGACCCGGACUUAGAGGCUCCACUUCAUGACUGUGCAGACAUCCUGGCUCAGGUGCAUGGGACUCGAGCUGAUCUGAGAGACCAACUGUGGCCAGAUGCUGACAAUACCUGGUACACUGAUGGGAGCUUUGUCCAGGAUGGCCGCAGGUAUGCUGGGGCAGCUGUGGUGACAGAGACUGAGGUCAUUUGGGCGAAACCAUUGCCCACCGGGACCUCAGCACAAUGGGCGGAGCUCAUAGCUCUGGCCAAAGCAUUAACUCUAGGACAGGGCCAAAAGUUAAACGUAUAUACAGACAGCCGGUAUGCCUUUGUUACCGCACACAUCCAUGGGGCCAUCUACAGGGAAAGGGGGCUACUGACAGCUGAAGGAAAGACUAUUAAAAACAAAGAAGAGAUCCUUGCCCUCUUAACGGCCCUCUGGCUACCUAAAAAAUUGGCCAUUAUCCAUUGCCCAGGACACCAAAAAGAUGACACUCCAAUUGCCAGAGGAAAUAACCUAGCUGACCAAACGGCCCGAAAAAUAGCCCUAAAGAUUAAUCUGGCACUAGCCACUCAGCUGCCCGAUCCAGGAAGUGCUGCCUUGCCAGAAAAACCCCAGUACACUGAAAAAGAUUUAAAAUGGAUAAAACAAUUGCCUAUGCCUCAGUGCCUCAACGGGUGGUGGAAAUCUUCUGAUUGUAAAGUCAUCCUGCCUGAAACACUGGGAGAACAAGUUCUCUCCAAAAUGCACCAGGCCACCCAUAUGGGCACUCAAAAAAUGCAAGACCUCCUGAGACAUGCUGAAAUAAAGAUUCGAGAUGCUAAUUCCAAAAUUGAACGUAUUGUUGCCACCUGCAAAGCCUGUCAAUUGACAAAUGCCACCCACAAUAAAGCCAACCCAGGCAAUAGGCUGAGAGGGAACCAACCUGGCACAUAUUGGGAAUUGGACUUCACCGAGGUAAAACCUGCAAGAUAUGGUUAUAAGUACCUACUAGUUUUUAUAGACACUUUUUCAGGAUGGACAGAAGCUUUUCCUACCAAACAUGAAACAGCAUGGAGUGUGACCAAGAAACUGCUAGAAGACAUCCUGCCAAGGUAUGGUUUCCCAGUAAUGUUAGGAUCAGACAAUGGACCUGCCUUCAUUUCCAAGGUGAGUCAAACUUUAGCACAGAUAUUGGGGACAGAUUGGAAAUUACAUUGUGCAUAUAGACCCCAAAGUUCAGGACAAGUAGAGAGGAUGAAUAGAACUUUAAAGGAGACCUUAACUAAAUUAACCUUAGAGACUGGUGGUGACUGGGUGACUCUCCUUCCCUUUGCCCUCUAUAGGGUACACAAUUCACCCUAUAAGAUGGGACUAACUCCCUUUGAGGUUAUGUUUGGAAUUCCCCCUCCCAUUGUUCAAUGUUCAGUAGAAUGUGCUUGUUGAAUUUGAUGACCAAAUUUGUUACUUUCUUUGAAAAUCCUCCAAUAUGUACAUGAGGAUGUCUGGCCUAAAUUAAAAGCCCUAUACGAGACUGGACCACCUCCUGAGCCCCAUCGCUAUUGACCAGGAGACUGGGUCUUUGUCCGGAGACAUGGACAGAAAGACCUCGAGCCUCGUUGGAAAGGACCCUACGUCACAAUCCUAACCACGCCCACCGCUCUCAAGGUCAACGGGAUUGUCUCGUGGGUGCACUACACCCACGUCCGCCCCGCAGAUCCACACGCUGUCCUAGAGGACUUCGUUACAUCAUGGCAGGUGUCCAAGGACCAAGACAAUCCUCUCAAACUCAAACUGUGUCGUCAUUGGUCAUAACUAUGGUAGCUAUACUUUUAACACCAGUGUCGGGGAGACAAAGCCCACAUACUCCCCUUAAU
Molecule: messenger RNA, 5171 nt
Organism: Heterocephalus glaber (naked mole-rat)
Lineage: Eukaryota; Metazoa; Chordata; Mammalia; Rodentia; Bathyergidae
Source: RefSeq, a predicted model, not a curated record